AUGUUCAUGUCUCUCGGAAACAUUUGCUGGUCACCCAUUACAGAAGGAGUUUUCAGAAAAUUGGUAACUUAUAAAAUGGUUUCAGAUAACUGGGCCAUUGACAGCAGUACCUUUUCUAACUGGAAUGUGGGCCAGUCCCUAGUCCCAAGAGCUGUAGGCUGCCAGAAGAAAAGACAGAUUACAACAGACUUUGUCACAUUCGAUUAUAUAUUAUGUAUGGAUGAAAACAAUCUGAGAGAUUUGAAUAGAAAACAUAAUAAAGUUAAAAACUGCAAAGCUAAAGUUGAACUACUUAGGAGCUGUGAUCCACAGGAAGAACUCUUUAUUGAAGUUCACUAUUAUGGCAAUGACUCUGAUUUUAAGUUGGUGUAUUAG
Grammomys surdaster is the source of this 375-nucleotide messenger RNA. Its product is annotated as low molecular weight phosphotyrosine protein phosphatase-like. Lineage: Eukaryota; Metazoa; Chordata; Mammalia; Rodentia; Muridae. Gene Ontology annotation, molecular function: protein tyrosine phosphatase activity. The transcript is spliced from 2 exons. Bases 1 to 375 code for a protein of 124 amino acids. The record is from RefSeq and is a predicted model, not a curated record.